CAACGGUCAUCUUCUUCCUCUCUCUCUCUCUAUCUCUAUCUCUCUCUCUAUCUCUAUCUCUCUCUCUCUCUGUGGGGACUGCCCAGUUAACAGUUCAUCAGAGCUGUCCGCCCUCCAGAAUCAUAGAAAAUCGAAGGAUCGACAGAAAAAGGGCACUCGCGUAAAUCUUCUAUCGGUUCUAUAACCGCCAUUCAAAAGAUCCUCAAAAAUGGAUUCCUCUCCAAUUUUUGAGCAAACCUUGACUCCGAGAAAGCCCGCUCAAUCUGAUGAAAAUGAUUGUGGCUCUGCUCAAAGGCGGCCCAACUCGAGUGAGGGGAAGAAGAAGAGAGUAUCUAAGAAGAAAAUUUUAGCAGAGAUAAAUGAGCUUCCUUCUCGUACUAUUGUGGAGUCAAGCCCCUCCAAACUCGAGGAAACUCUGUCGACAGGAUCAGAGUUGAACAAGCCAUCUCUGAGUCCUUAUGACCCCGUAACGAAUUAUCUUUCCCCCAGGCCCCAGUAUCUCCGGUACAAGCCCAACAGGCGCCGGGAGAUAUUCCUUCACCUCGAGAAAGAGAUCGAAUUGAGGAAAGACGCCUGCUGUGAUGAUGCCCAACAGGCCGAUUCCGAGGAUUCCAACUUGGCUGAUACUUGUGCCUCUUCAGCGGCUUCAAUCAUCCCGGAAGAUAUUAUGAAGCAAGAGAAUGAAGAAUGUGAUGACUAUGAUGAGGAAAUUGAAGAGGAGGAAGAGGAAGAAGAAGAUGGGAGUUCUACUGUGCAAGGGCUGUUGAAGUUCUUACUCUUGCUUGUUGUCUUGGUUCUUUCCAGCUCGUACGUGUGUAACAUGAACGCCUCCUCUGUGAGUACAUGGCCGAUCAAGGGCAUUGAAGUUGAAAAUGUGUACCGGAGCAAUCAGAAUUCUACUUUUGAGGGCGAUUUAUUGAAGAUCCUUGAUAAGGAAAGGAGCUUCUUGGAUCAUAAGGAUCGAUACAAUAAUGGUGUCAAUUUCUUGAUUGAAGAUGUGAGAACUACAUUGGUCAAGACAUGUGUGGAUGCUGAAGAAGUUACUUUAGGAGCAAAUGUAGCAGAGCCAAUCAGUGCAAAUGUAGCCAUGGCUGAAGCUGAAAGCAAGGGAGAACCUGUUGACUUGUGUGAGGCUUUGCAGCAGACGUGUACGGAAACUGGAUAUAUUCUGGAUCGAAUCAUCGACAGAUCUGAGUUAAAGAUGAGUGAAACAGGAGUAGCACCCACUCCUAGUGCUCUUGACACUGAGAAUCCGGAAGAAGGUGAGGUCUCAUCAAAGGAGAUAGAAGCUGGAAUGAUAGAGUUGCAGAUGGCUGAAAGGGAGAGAUCAAUCAAUGCUCUUAGCACUGAGAAUUUGGAAGAAGUCGGGGUCUCGUCAAUGGAGAUUGAAACUGAGAGAUCACCCCAUGCUCAAAGCACCGAGAAUUUGGAAGAAGUCAAGGUAGCAAUAAUGGAUACUGAAGCUGAAGUAGUGGGGGCACAGAGCGAAAUCGAGAUAGAGCAUAUUGCUUAUGCUGUCGCGGAGUUAUGGUCCGAUAAGGGAGUCCUGGUGGGGCUGAUUGAAAGCAACUGGAUUCUGAAAGCAGUAGUUGGUCUCACAAUCUCGUUCUUGCUUCUUGGUGUCCGCUUUCUUUGCAAGAAAAAAGUUGGGAGCCACCCUUCUCAAGGAAAGAUGUCUGAUCCCGACCCUUUGAUAGGAACCAAAUGCGAUGAGUUGCAAGUGAUUCGGGAUAAAAAUGAAGACAAGAGCUUGAAUAUGUGUGCUUCUUUUGCUAGUCCAAGGCCAUCAGUGAAGCGUCCGAUCAUAGAAGAGGAGGACAGCGUGUCCAUCCGUAGCCGAGCACCAACCAUUGAGUUGCUUGGGGAAUUUGUUGUUGCAGAAGUCAGCAGCUCUCUCAAGCGGAACGUUGUGAAAAGAACAAUUGAGUUUGAAGAGAGCACCCAUUCCGUCUCCAUCGAGAAGGGACACAGCUUCUUGGAGUCUUCUUCGAUGAGCUCAAGAAGAUUAAACACUACUUCCAAGAAAACUCCGGCACUGAAGGAGGAUGGAGCUGGAGAAGGAAAUAAGGCGGCAUCAUUCACAAGUUCAACUCCAGUGCGAAGGUCUAGUCGGAUUCGCAACCGAGCAGUGCAGUCUCCCUGAUUGCAGUCGUCAAGAAAUGAAGAUUGCAGAUGAAAACCCCAUUCGUCGUUCUCUCUCUAACCUGGGGAAUCACAGUGUUAGCUUGAUCUAGCUUAGUCCAGUAAUCUGAUCUGUGUCCAUUUUUAUUCCGUCUCUCUCUCGAGGACAUGAAAAUUCUGCUCUGCUCCAAUGCGUGUUCAAUCUCGAGUAUUAUCUAUUGUAAUUUAUCAAAUUUCAUGAACUCCAAUCCCAUUGUGGAAUUACUUUAUAUGCUUUUUGAAUUUUAAGUGCCAAGCACCGGUCUUCAUAAA
Messenger RNA from Punica granatum (pomegranate), 2433 nucleotides. NCBI's taxonomy places the organism in Eukaryota, Viridiplantae, Streptophyta, Magnoliopsida, Myrtales, Lythraceae. The record is from RefSeq and is a predicted model, not a curated record.